AACUACAAACACGCAGUCGCAGUUUGCUGACCUUCUGUGGUAAUCAAGCAAGCAUGGCUGCUCGGGCGCUGACGAGAGGGCUUUUAGGGCUACGACACUCCGGGGCGGUUACACUCGGAUACCCCUGUGGACAUCACUACUCCACCGCAGCGUCCAUCAAAUCACCCCAACCAGAAAUGAUUUCAGAUAAAGUACUAAGCCUGCCACUUGAGAAGCCAGACUUUUUCCGUGUGUCAGAGCUCUUCUCGGUGAAAGACCUGUUUGACGCCAGAGUGCAUCUUGGACAUAAAAAAGGCUGCAGGCACAGGCUCAUGGAGCCGUACCUCUAUGGCUGCCGUAUGGACCAGGAUAUAAUUGAUCUCGACCAGACUAUGGAGCACCUUCAGCUCGCCCUGAACUUCACUGCCCACAUAGCAUACCGUGGUGGCAUCAUACUCUUCAUCAGCCGCCAGCGUCAGUUUAGCCACCUGGUGGAGAGCACUGCUAAGGGUUGUGGCGAGUACGCACACACACGCUACUGGCAGGGCGGCCUCCUUACCAACGCUCCCGUCCAAUACGGCCCAGGAGUCCGCCUGCCAGACCUCAUCAUCUUCCUUUCCACCCUCAACAAUGUGUUUCAGUCACAUGUGGCGAUCAGAGAUGCAGCAAAGAUGAAUAUUCCCACAGUGGGUGUGGUGGACUCAAACUGCAACCCCAGCCUGCUGACAUACCCUGUGCCCGGGAAUGAUGACACUGCAGUUGCUGUGGAGUUGUACUGUCGCUUAUUCAAGAUGGCUAUCAACCGUGCCAAGGACAAAAGGAAGCAGGUGGAAAUGUUGGGUGGCCUGUUGCUACCCUCCACACCAAGCUCAUGACAUAAUACAUUUUGAAAUAAGGGACAUUAAAAAAUGCAUUCAAAAAGUUAAAACCAUCUGCCGCUCCCCCUCAUCAUGCAUCUGCAUUUGGGGAAAAAUCUGUUGAGUGUUUUAGGCUGAGGCCACAAUGCUUUCUUGUUUUGACUCGCUAUGUGUGUAUUACUCUUUCAUGAAUCUUGUUUCUGUCACAUAUGGUCUUCUGCUCUAAUUUAACAUUUUUCUUACAUUUUGUCCAAAUAUAAUUGUUGUGCACCACUGACAAUGGCUGAACUAUGGACUGAAAUACUCUCAACUGUUGACAUUCUGAAAGCAGACAGCAUUUUGUGUUGCUGUUUUAUUCAUAAUCACAGUCACAGGUUGUAGAGCGCAACCUAAAUAAGUAAAACACAUAAUUUGA
Centropristis striata (black sea bass) is the source of this 1251-nucleotide messenger RNA. It is a transcript of the gene mrps2, whose product is annotated as mitochondrial ribosomal protein S2. Bases 54 to 854 code for a protein of 266 amino acids. Gene Ontology annotation, molecular function: structural constituent of ribosome. Gene Ontology annotation, cellular component: ribosome; mitochondrial small ribosomal subunit. The record is from RefSeq and is a predicted model, not a curated record. The transcript has 4 exons. Lineage: Eukaryota; Metazoa; Chordata; Actinopteri; Perciformes; Serranidae. Gene Ontology annotation, biological process: translation.